GGCCAGGAGCUUUGACUUACACACGGCGGCUGGUGUAAUGAAUGUCGCCCCGGGGGCAAGAAUAAAGCUGGUGAAGCGAUUAUUAUUCGCAAACUGUUUAAUGAAACCGAGCAGACCGCCUCUGCAACUGGACCACCAAAUACAGUUCCCGGCCGGACAGGGAGCGGGUGGACAACUUUUCUGCACACAGGCCCGUUGAGCUGUGCAGCCCAUCUCCAAGAUUGGAGCAGUGUGCAGCAGAAUGGAUGAGGUUGCCGAGCCCGACACUGACUCCAAGCCGGGAUCCCACUCCAUCCACACUCGUCUCCGAAAGCACUUCCAAAAGACCAGACCCUCCCUUGGCUCCAAAAUCGCGCCCGACCAGAAGGGCGACCCCCAGAAAGGGACAGCGGGGAAAGCGAGUUGGAAAAACAAGAGGCAGGUGCUGGACCGCGUCUUCUCGUCCUCGCAACCCAACCUGUGCUGCUCCGGGCCGGGUGUCACCGCGGCGGCGUCCAGGGAGCUGAGGGAUUCCCCGAGUGGACUGAAGCUACUCUCCGAGUCUAAACAGGUGACGCCGGUGAGGCAGAGAGCUCUUUUUGCCAGCGUCUGGUCGGCUGUGACACACCAAAAGCGUCCGGCCCUGGGCACAAACAAAUGCCCGAAGCUGCCCCCGCCCGCUCAACACCAGGAGACGUGCACUCAGUCUCAAGCUGCUGAUACUGGACAUUCAACCUGCCAUCCUAGACCUCCAUUAACUGUUGGAGAGUUCACAAUGCCCAGCUGUGGAGAAACUCUUGGGAGCCAAGUACUUGGAUCAAGUGACGUCGAUCACCUGUCAGCGAGCACAGGAAUGUACCAGCUGAACAUUCUGCUAAAGAGUGGCCACAGGCUCGCAGUUCGAGAUCGGGGAGGAACAAGUGAUCCAUAUGUGAAGUUGAAAAUAGGCGGGAGAGAAAUCUUCAGAAGUAGAAUAAUCCACAAGAGCCUCAAUCCAGUUUGGAAUGAAGAUAUUUCUAUUUUGAUGGAAAAUAUUACAGAACCUCUGUACAUUAAGGUGUUUGAUUAUGACUUCGGGUUACACGAUGACUUCAUGGGUUCAGCCUAUCUGGAACUAACCAACUUGGAAUUAAAGAGACCUACUGAAGUAACGUUAAAUCUGAAGGACCCAAGCUGUCCUGUUCAGACUCUAGGAAGUCUGUUAAUGACAGUUACUUUGUUGAGCAGAGAAGAUAAUCCAAAAGAUGCUAGAAUGAUUUUAAGAAGGAAUUGGACAACUACCUGCAAGUUGCAGAAUGCACGUCUUCUGGAGGCCCACAAAAAGGACCAGCUGUGGAGAGGGGUUGCCACUAUCACUCUAAUUGAGGGGAAAGACUUGAGAUCUAUGGAUCCAAAUGGGCUCAGUGACCCAUAUGUAAAGUUUAAAAUGGGCUGUCAGAAAUAUAAGAGUAAGGUCAUUUUAAAAACUCUGAAUCCUCAUUGGAGAGAACAAUUUGAUUUCCUCCUUACAAAUGAAAAGAAUGACAUCAUCGAAAUCACGGUUUGGGACAAAGAUUCUAUUAAAAAGGAUGAUUUCAUAGGCAGGUGUCAAAUUGACUUAUCAGGCCUAAGUGUGGAACAUACACACAGGCUGGACCUUGCCCUCUCAGAAGGUAAAGGUCAUGUAAUACUACUGGUUACACUGACUGCUACAGCUCCACUCAGUGAGUUCAAGCUCAGCACAUUGAACAAUGAUGAACGGCGUAAUAUAAUGGCAAGCUAUUCAUGGGCACGAUCCUUGUUCAAUAUAAGAGAUAUUGGAUUCAUUCAGAUAAAGGUGAUUAAGGCAGAAGGCUUAAUGUCUGCUGAUGUCAUAGGGAGCAGUGACCCAUUUUGUGUGAUUGAACUGAACAAUGACAGACUGCAGACACAUACUAUCCAUCGGAGUCUCAACCCUGUGUGGAAUAAAGUCUUCACCUUCGACAUUAAGGACAUCCAUUCGGUUUUGGACGUGUCAGUUUAUGAUGAAGACAGGGAUCGGAGAGCUGACUUCCUUGGCAAAGUUGCCAUACCUUUACUUGCUAUUCAAAAUGGUGAAGAGAAAGCCUACAUCUUGAAAAACAAGAAUCUGACAGGGGCAUCAAAGGGGGUCAUCUAUCUUGAAAUGGAUGUGGUUUAUAAUGUUGUAAGAGCAAGCAUCCGAACUAUCACCCCCAAAGAAGAGAAAUACAUCGAAGAAGAGCGUAAAAUCUCCAAAGAGCUCCUCCUGCAAAACUACCACCGUGUAAGGCGAUGCAUCAUGGUGCUUGUAAAUACAGGCCGCUACAUUAACAGUUGGUUUGAAUGGGAGUCAACACAGAGGAGUGUCAUUGCCUUCACGGUCUAUCUUGUUGUAGUUUGGAACUUUGAACUCUUUAUGGUCCCACUGAUGCUGCUCAUUUUGAUGAUGUACAACUAUUGGUUAAUUAGAUCAGGAAAGGACAACACUUUGCAUUCAAUGCAAGAGUUAGAAGCGAACUUGAUAGCAUAUGAAGAGGAUGAAGAGGACGGAGCUGACAAGGAAACUGAAAAGAAAACUUUGAUGGAUAAGUUUUUUGCCAUCCAAGAAGUGGGGGUAGCUGUGCAAAAUGGCCUAGAUGAGGUUGCAUCCUUUUAUGAAAGAAUAAAAAACACCUUCAAUUGGACAGUCCCAUUCCUGGGCUGGUUGGCUGUUUUUGUCCUUGCAGUUGCCACAGUAGUCCUUUGUUUUAUUCCUCUCAGAUACAUUCUUCUUGUAUAUGGUGUCCACAAAUUCACAAAGAAACUUCGUAAUCCAUUUCUCAUUGAUAAUAACGAACUGCUCGACUUUCUCUCCAGAGUUCCUUCCGACGUGCAAGUGGUGCACUACCAUGAGAUAUCUCCAGAAUCUAGUCAAGGCCUUUUCGUAUAUAAGAAGAAAGGCAGUAUAGCCAGCAAGACUCCAUAACUACGCAUCUGCUUCCUGAAGAUUUGAAUGGGAUCAGCUGCUGGAGUUUUCCCUUCUUCAUUCAUUUAUUUUGUUUUUAUAAUGAAAUGACGCAUCUGUAAAUGCUGUACAAUAUUGAACUGUAUUUGAAAAUCCUUAUUGUACAAAUCACUUACAUUAAACUUUUUGAAAUUAUGUUCCCAUUGUAUUAAAGCUUCGCAGAAUGUGCCUAAUGCCUGGAUCUUUAUAAAACUAUUAAAAAUAGGUGGUAAAUAUUUACAAACUGUUCCAGUGACAAGUGUCCAUAAUUUAAAAUGAUAUUGGUGCAUUACAAGUUUUGACUGUUUACAAGUGUUAAAAACAAUUCAAUAAUAGACACCAACAAUAAAAUGAUAUAUCAGCAA
Messenger RNA from Leucoraja erinaceus (little skate), 3306 nucleotides. Its product is annotated as multiple C2 and transmembrane domain-containing protein 1-like. NCBI's taxonomy places the organism in Eukaryota, Metazoa, Chordata, Chondrichthyes, Rajiformes, Rajidae. The record is from RefSeq and is a predicted model, not a curated record. Gene Ontology annotation, molecular function: calcium ion binding. The transcript has 22 exons. Bases 242 to 2923 code for a protein of 893 amino acids. Gene Ontology annotation, cellular component: synaptic vesicle membrane. Gene Ontology annotation, biological process: regulation of neurotransmitter secretion.